This is a messenger RNA of Emiliania huxleyi CCMP1516, 1429 nucleotides long. RefSeq lists its product as hypothetical. Lineage: Eukaryota; Haptophyta; Isochrysidales; Noelaerhabdaceae. The coding region runs from base 12 to 1220 and encodes 402 amino acids. The record is from RefSeq and is a predicted model, not a curated record. Gene Ontology annotation, molecular function: actin filament binding. The transcript is spliced from 3 exons.
CUUGCGGGUUGAUGAGGAAGGAUCGGCAGCCGGACUGGCAGGACACAAACGUGGCUCUCAUCGGCUCCGACAUCGACCGCAAGUGCAAGGAGGCCGCCGCGCACGGCGAGCCGCAGUGGCGGGGCGCCGGCACGAGCGUCGGGCUGCAGCUGUGGCGGAUUGAGCAGUUCCGCGUUGUCCCGUGGCCGCAGAAGAAGUGGGGCAAGUUCCACCGCGGCGACUCAUACAUCGUGCUCCGCACGUAUAAGAAGCCGAACAACAACAAGAAGCUGGAGUGGGACGUCCACUUUUGGAUCGGCAGCGAGUCGUCGCAGGACGAGUACGGCACCGCCGCGUACAAGACGGUCGAGCUGGACGACUUCCUUGGAGGCGGAGCGACGCAGCACCGACAGGUGGAGGGGGCCGAGGCGCAAGACUUCCUCGACCUGUUCGGCGGCCGGGUCCAGUACCUCGAGGGCGGCGUCGCGACCGGCUUCAAGAAGACAGAGCUCAAGGAGCGGCAGGCGCGCCUCUUCGAGGUCAAGGGCGGGCGCGGCAACCUGCGGCUGCGGCAGGUCAAGCUCAGCCGGUCGUCGAUGAACUCUGGCGACGUGUACAUCCUCGACACCGAGUUCAAGGUGUUUGUGUGGGUGGGCAGCGAGUCGAACGCGGCCGAGCGGGGAAAGGCGGACGAGUUGGCCAAGGGGAUGGCUGCGGAGCGGGGCGGGGGGACGCAGGUGGUGCACGUGCCGGACGGAGAACCAGACGAGGAGGACCCCUUCUGGAAGGAGCUGCCCGGAGAGCGACGGUUUCUCGGCAUCAAGGUCGGACGCGUCUCGGUGAAGGGUCAAGAGGCGGGCGGCGAGGACGCGGCUGUAAAGGCGCACCAGCCGCUGCUGCUGCGGCUCAAGGCGGGAGAGCGGGGCGCCUUCUCGUACUCGCGCGCCGGCACGGGGGCGAAGCUGCCUGUCUCGCGGCUGAAGUCUUGCGACGUCUUCCUGUACGACAACGGCUUCGAGAUCUUCUUGUGGGUGGGUAAGGGCGCCGACCAGCAGGAGCGGGUCAGCGCCUUCCCCUUCGCGCAGCGAUACCUCAAGGACUACCGCCGGCCGUCCGUGCUGCCGAUCACGCGCUACGCGGAGGGGAAGGAGGCGCCGCGCUUCAUCGAGCAGUUUGGGCCGCCCGCGAAGGGGUGCUUCGCCGACCCCGGGCAGUAUGUCGCCCAUUGCGUCUGCAUGUAGAGUAGUGCGGAGCGCGCCCACUCUUUGAGUGCACAUCCGUGAGUCUCGAGAAACCACCCGCGGCUCCCGGCGAGUUCUACGUGAUUCGUGUCAAGUGCCACUAGAGUAGAGAGGAAGAGUGCCGCCUCCCCCCGCGAUUUCGACAAUUCGUGUCAUGACCGAUGUGUCGGGUGUUCGCUGUUCGUUUUAUAGAGCCUCGACGCGUAAGC